Molecule: messenger RNA, 1451 nt
Organism: Ixodes scapularis (black-legged tick)
Lineage: Eukaryota; Metazoa; Arthropoda; Arachnida; Ixodida; Ixodidae
Product: cell death regulator Aven
Exons: 7
Coding region: 73-1032 (319 amino acids)
Biological process (GO): negative regulation of G2/M transition of mitotic cell cycle
Source: RefSeq, a predicted model, not a curated record
CGUUCAGCGUGCUUCUUGCCGUCUGCUGCUCUACCGUGCGAUUUUCAAGUCUGUUGAACUCUCAAUAAUAGCAUGACUCCCGGACCGAAACAGAGGGAACGUCGCCGAGAUGUAAAACAAAAGAAACACGCGCAGGCAGCCGUCGAUGUUGAGGCACCACCUGCACCGGCGUCAACGGAAAAAAAGAAUAGCGUUGGCAGCUCCGCCGUUGACACAUCUCGGACGUCCGAGCAAACUCUCGCAACUUCAGUUGCAGCUCCGAUUGAACCCCCGUGUGACCCCCAGUUCAGGAAGAGAGGCAUCACUAGCAACUGGGGUCGCUACGAAGAGCCCCUGGAGACUGAAACAGACUACAACCGAAAAAAGGGGGAGGACUUCGAGCUGCUUUUGAGCACAUCCGUGGGUUCGAGUGCCCACUUCCGAUUCAAGGAGCAGCAGGACUGGCAAGACGACCUUCACAUCGACGAAUUUCUCUCGGUGGACUGCGAUGCACUUGCAGAUGCCCUGCAGACAAUCCCCCUCCACAAGAGGCUUGAGCUGCCAGAAGAAAUAUUUCCCCCAGAAAUUCUCAAACAGUACAACGAGGAUGCCGCAUCGCAUCGGCAGAAAUAUGGCGGUGGCAAAAUCUGCAGCUGGAAAAAUGCAAGCAGUGUCAGCGACUCCCUGACGAGCACAUUGCUGACGGCAGCCGGUGCAACUUCGAGGUCAACCAAGGUUAAGGGUCAAGGUCAGGAUGACCUUUCAAGGUCGCUCGGGGCAUGCCUGUCCCUGAGCUCUGGCCAGCAGACGCAAGGGCGGGGCAAGUCGCCCAAGGAAGAGGAAGAUGACCUUGACUUCCUCCUUUCCCUCUCAAGUACUGCUAAGCCGGAUCAAGAAAUUGAAAAACAAGAUGGACCCAAAGAACCAACAGAGUCAAGCGACCUGCCCAUGAGGCCUGUUGACCAGAAGAGUACCAUGGAACCUGUAGCCCAGGCUGUUCAGAAGCCUACGAUUGACCUGGAAGAUUGGCUAGAUAGCGUGCUACAAGAUUGAAGUUAUAGUGGGCCAGCUGCCAAGCUGUUUUUCACCUGUCGGUCCAGCUGCGUCGUGGCGUCUUAUGAAGUCGCCACGCAUCCCCGUCGUGUGCUAACAGUCCAGCCAUGCUGCCUGGAACCUGUCCUAAAAAGCGGCCCCUCGAUUUCCGCCGGAUGAUGUCAUGCAAGCGUCACUGUCGCCGGCCGCGAUCCUAGCGGUGUCGCAGCAGCGGUGGAGUAUGUGGCAGACGCCUGGUCUACUGCAGGUUGCUCUCCAGUUUCACAGUCCACGGAAGCUUCCCCAGCCGGGACUUGGAACUCCGCGACUGCAGCGAUACUCGCGUUCUCAUACUUUUCGCCGGGACCUCUAGCACCAAUCGCCAGGAUCGCGACGUCCGACGUCGGCUUCUGUGACGUCAUUUGUUGCCACCUGGCCGU